CUGUGUCACGUGACUCUGGUAAGGUGACGCAGCAGGGCUGGGACGUAAAUACGUAAGGAGGACGCGCCGUGACGUCAUGGUGAAAUUUGCAUUGCAGUUUAAAGCCUCUUUGGAGAAUAUUACUCGGCUUCGGCCGCUCGGAGAUGAUUUUCGCUGGUUCUUGAAGUUAAAGUGCGGGAACUGCGGCGAGGUGCCCGACAAAUGGCAGUAUAUCACGCUAAUGGACAGCACCCCCCUGAAGGGUGGCAGGGGUAGUGCCAGCAUGGUACAGAAGUGCAAGUUAUGCUCCAGAGAAAAUUCCAUUGAUAUUUUACGUCCUUCUCUGCAAUCAUAUAAUGCCGAGGACAGCGAGACUUUUAAAACGAUUGUUGAAUUUGAGUGUCGAGGCUUGGAACCUGUCGACUUUCAACCUCAGGCCGGGUUUGCUGCCGAGGGAGCGGACACAAGGACUCCAUUUAAUGAAAUUAACCUACAGGAGAAGGAUUGGACGGAUUAUGACGAAAAGGCCAAAGAAUCUGUGGGGAUCUACGAAGUGACACAUCAAUUUAAGAAAUGUUAAACUGAACAAUUGAUUCAAAUAAAUCCAAAAUAUUUAUGUUCCCUUUA
Molecule: messenger RNA, 606 nt
Organism: Pelobates fuscus (common spadefoot toad)
Lineage: Eukaryota; Metazoa; Chordata; Amphibia; Anura; Pelobatidae
Gene: CZIB
Product: CXXC motif containing zinc binding protein
Exons: 8
Coding region: 77-559 (160 amino acids)
Molecular function (GO): zinc ion binding
Source: RefSeq, a predicted model, not a curated record